AUGAUUUCUCUUAUAAACGCCAGUGACCAGCCAUGUAUAGAUCUAGGAGGUAAUUGUCAGGAUGACAGCAGCACAUGUAGUGGUUCAUACUACUCAGGGAAAUGUACUGGUAGUCAUUCCAGACGUUGUUGUACAAGGACAGUAGUGGAACAUGUUACUGGUGACUGCUCUAAUAUCAGGAUAAUAUCACGUGACAUCUGGGGAGCUCGAAGUCCAAAGGGAACAUCGAAUAUCCAUUUGCCAGUUCCUAACUUCUUUAUACAUCAUACUGCUGGAAAACAUUGUACAACAUUUUCUGCAUGUAUCUCACGAAUGAAAAGUAUACAAAAUAGCCACAUGGAUGAAAAUGGAUGGGCGGACAUUGGUUACAGCUUCUUAGUUGGUGAAGAUGGAAACGUUUACGAGGGCAGAGGAUGGGAUCGAGUAGGAUCUCAUACUAAAGGUUAUAACCGCAUUGGGCUGGCCGCUUCAUUUAUGGGAAAUUUUAUGAUGGAUGCCCCAAAUUCUACUGCUUUAGAUGCUGUCAAAGAGUUAAUUCAAUGUGGAAUCAGAAAAGGAAAAGUUUCACACACUUAUGCAUUGUUUGGACAUAGUGAUGUUAAAAAUACUGAAUGCCCAGGCACAGCUUUGUACAAUGUCAUUAAGACAUGGCCUCGUUUUCAUGCACAUUCCCCCAAAUGA
Molecule: messenger RNA, 681 nt
Organism: Mytilus trossulus (common blue mussel)
Lineage: Eukaryota; Metazoa; Mollusca; Bivalvia; Mytilida; Mytilidae
Product: peptidoglycan-recognition protein SC2-like
Exons: 4
Coding region: 1-681 (226 amino acids)
Biological process (GO): peptidoglycan catabolic process
Molecular function (GO): N-acetylmuramoyl-L-alanine amidase activity; zinc ion binding
Source: RefSeq, a predicted model, not a curated record